AUGUCCUUCCAUAGAAAGAGCGACAGCUCGAACAGAUCCAAGUACCAGGAGUUCGAUCCUGAGUCUGGCGAAUUGGGCAGAAAGAGAUCGCUUGUCAGACCUGAGAGAUCUCGUAUAGACCCUGACCAUCCCAGAUACCACUACACCCAGGUCACCAAUCAGGAAGCUGGCCACUUGAAGGUGCUUCCUUCUUCAACUGGCCUAGACCCGCACCUGCAAACAGACCACUUGAGUCCCACCAGGUCGUACCAGCCUGCCAACUUAAACAUAUAUAAGACGACUGGUCAGAGCGAUGAAGACGAGGGCAUACCCCUCAUGGAUAUCCACGACUCAUCGCCAGGUGGCAAUGACUUGAAGGGUGGUGUAGAAGUGUUUGGUUUGAACGAUGAAAUCAACGACGAAUACAACUCUCCGUCUAAGAACAAGGUAAUUUCAAAACCAAUCAGAGCUCCAUAUGUAGAGGAAGAUGACGACAAGAAGAGUAACAUCUAUUUCUGGAAGGUGUACUGCUAUGUCAUCACGUUCUGGGCCCCAGCCCCGUUGUUGAAGUUGUUUGGAUUGAAAACCAAGGAUCGUCAAUUUGCCUGGAGAGAAAAAAUCGGUUUGAUCUCGUGUAUUCUCUACAUCGGUACUAUUGUUGCAUAUUUAACCUUUGGUUUCACCAGGACAGUUUGUUCUAACAAGCAAAUCAGAACCAGAUACAAUGAAGUCAACAGCGGUACCUUGGUCAUCAACGGUAGAGCCUUUGAUUUAUCGAAUUCGCAACAUCCAAAAGCCGCAGGUAUUUCAGCAGGCUCUAAUGUCCUUUAUCCACCCAUUAAUGCCGGCGGUAUGGAUGCUUCGUUCCUUUUCCAGAAUGUUAAUGGUAACUGUAAGAACUUAAUUGUUCCUAAAGAGAACUGUUCGAUUCCAACCAAUGACGAUAAAGAGUUAGCUUGGUACAUGCCUUGCCGUUUACUUAACCAGGAUGGCUCUUCUCAGCCUAACUUCACCACAGAAUACUACAAAGGUUGGGCUUGUCACACAAGUUCUUCUGCUAGAGAAGCAUUCUACAGUUUGGAUGUCAGCGGUGACGUCUACUUCACCUGGGAUGACAUCAGAAACAAUUCCAGAAACUUGGUUGUCUACUCCGGAAAUGUUCUAGAUCUUGAUUUGCUCAAUUGGAUUCAAACAGACGACGUCGAUUAUCCAGAUUUGUUCAACAAGUUGCGUGAAGACUCUACUUUCCGUGGCCAUGAUAUAUCUCUUGUCUUAACGAACCCGGAAGAAAGACAGGCCGCAAGAUGUUUGAGUGAAGUCAUCAAGGUUGGUACUAUCGAUUCCGAUACCAUUGGCUGUAUUGCGUCCAGUAUCGUUUUGGUGGUUUCGUUGAUUUUCAUUUUGUCUGUCGUAGUUGUCAAGUUCAUUAUGGCUUGUUAUUUCAGGUGGGUAAUAUCCAGAAAGCAAGGUGCUACUGAAAUCGACAACAAGUCUAUGGCUCAAAGAGAGAAGGAAAUCGAAAACUGGGUGGACAACCCAGACACCGCUAUCGGUAAUACAAUCAAAACUGUUCCUAUUAAAGCAAGAGCUAACUACAAGAGUGCUAAGACUAACAGACAAUCAGUCUUUUUCAAGAACAGCAACAGAUUAUCGUUGGCUCCCACUGCUGAAUUGGCUCAAUACUACGAUAAUUCUGAUAAGUUGUCCAAAUCUUUCAAGUACACUACCAUGACUACGCAGGCUGCUUUGUUGGGACUGUCUUCAAAGAAAAAUGGAUUGAAGACUGCCGGUACAAGACAGUCUACUCUCUACUUGUCGGAGCAUGGUUCUUCUACAGACUUGUUGUCCAGACCAGUAUCUGCUUACAACCCAUUUGAAACCUUUGAAGAUGCUUAUCCAAUGAAGACUUUAUCUCCCGAUCUCAUUCACCCUGAUGUUGUUCCUCAGCCUCCAGUAGAGUACCAACCAUUUGGAUAUCCUUUGGCCCAUGCCAUAGUUUUCGUAACGUGUUACUCUGAAGAUGAGGAUGGUAUCCGUACCACUUUGGACUCUAUUGCAACUACCGACUACCCCAACUCUCACAAGGUGAUAGUGGUUGUCUGUGAUGGUAUAAUUAAGGGUUCUGGAAAUGACAGAACAACUCCUGAUAUAUUGUUGGACAUGAUGUCUGAAUUUGCUAUUCCAAAGGAUGAAGUUCAGCCAUACUCUUACGUAGCAGUUGCCCAAGGUAGUAAGCGUCAUAACAUGGCCAGGAUCUAUUCCGGUUUCUAUAAGUAUAACGACGAUACUGUCCCAGUUGAAAAGCAACAAAGAGUUCCUAUAGUUACAAUUGUUAAGUGUGGAACCCCAGAUGAAGCAGGCUCUCCAAAGCCUGGUAACAGGGGUAAGCGUGAUUCCCAAAUCAUUUUGAUGUCUUUCUUGCAGAAAAUAAUGUUUGAUGAAAGAAUGACUGCCUUGGAAUACCAAAUAUUGAUGAGCAUCUGGAGAAUAACAGGGUUGAUGUCUGAAUUGUAUGAAGUAGUGUUGAUGGUUGACGCUGAUACCAGGGUUUUCCCAGACAGUUUAACACAUAUGUGUGCUGAAAUGAUCAAGGAUCCUUCUAUUAUGGGAUUGUGUGGGGAAACUAAGAUUGCUAACAAGAAACAAUCUUGGGUUACGGCAAUUCAAGUCUUUGAGUACUAUAUUUCUCAUCACCAAGCCAAGGCUUUUGAAUCUGUGUUUGGUGGUGUCACAUGUUUGCCUGGUUGUUUCUCGAUGUACAGAAUCAAGACUCCAAAGGGUUCUGACGGUUAUUGGGUUCCGAUUUUGGCUAAUCCUGAUAUUGUUGAAAGAUAUGCUGAUAACGUUGUAGAUACAUUGCAUAGGAAGAACUUGUUGUUGUUAGGUGAGGAUCGUUUCCUUACCUCUUUGAUGUUGAGAACUUUCCCCAAGAGAAAACAAGUCUUCGUUCCAAAAGCAGCGUGUAAAACUGUUGUUCCUGACAAAUUUAAAGUUUUGCUUUCUCAGCGUCGUCGUUGGAUUAACUCUACUGUUCAUAACUUGUUGGAAUUGGUUUUGGUUAAGGACUUGUGUGGUACCUUCUGUUUCUCGAUGCAGUUUGUUAUUUUCAUUGAAUUGAUUGGUACAUUAGUUUUGCCAGCAGCUAUCUCCUUCACAGUUUAUGUCAUUGUCGUUGCUAUUAUUUCGAAGCCUACUCCAAUCUUGUCGUUGGUUCUUUUGGCCAUUAUCUUUGGGUUGCCGGGUUGUUUAAUUGUCAUUACGGUGUCUUCUCUUUCAUACAUUAUCUAUUUCUUCAUCUACCUUUUUGCAUUGCCAAUCUGGAAUUUUGUCUUGCCAACCUACGCUUAUUGGAAAUUUGAUGAUUUCAGUUGGGGUGAAACAAGAUCAGUUGCGGGAGGCGAUAAGGGAGACCACGGUAGCUCUACGGGUAAGUUCGACUCUUCCAUGAUCACAAUGAAACGUUGGAAGGAAUUUGAAAGAGACAGAAGAAACAAAGAAUCGGUUGGUCACACCAGCAACAUAUUGCCAUUGCCAGGUGCCACAUGGGAUCCAUCCAAUUCGGAGAAGUUGUUGGAUGAAACCUACUCUGAAGGGUCAGGAUCGGGUUCCUUGCCUGGAGUACCCCUCUAG
Molecule: messenger RNA, 3609 nt
Organism: Scheffersomyces stipitis CBS 6054
Lineage: Eukaryota; Fungi; Ascomycota; Pichiomycetes; Serinales; Debaryomycetaceae
Gene: CHS3
Product: chitin synthase
Exons: 1
Coding region: 1-3609 (1202 amino acids)
Cellular component (GO): cell septum; cell periphery
Molecular function (GO): chitin synthase activity
Source: RefSeq, a predicted model, not a curated record